Messenger RNA from Tachysurus vachellii, 1496 nucleotides. RefSeq lists its product as uncharacterized. Bases 31 to 651 code for a protein of 206 amino acids. The record is from RefSeq and is a predicted model, not a curated record. The transcript has 4 exons. NCBI's taxonomy places the organism in Eukaryota, Metazoa, Chordata, Actinopteri, Siluriformes, Bagridae.
ACACACUCACUCACUCAAUCUGUGGUGGUGAUGGUGCAGUCCCGGGCGUCAGGUGGAGGCAGAGGUGCAGGAGGUGGUGUGUGUGGCUGGCUGGCGGCGUUGCUGGCUCUGUGGUCCAUGGUGUCACUGGUGGUGAUUGUGGUGUGGGCCACGUGGACACCACGGGCAGGGACACGGCGGUGUGAGGGGCAGCGGCACAACCUGAUGGAAAACAUGGAGGGAGCGAGAGUGGUGUGGGAGAGAGAGAGAGAGACGGCCGAGACACAGAGACAGAUCAGCACCGACAUACAGACACGACUGCAACGAGAGAUACACAACAUCACACACACCAUCACACACAUUAACCAGAUGCUCACAUACCACCUGCACACACAGGCUGUGUUGAGAGAGAAUCUCACAGCUCUACAGAACGAGGUGCAGCAGUACAAACAUGCAGUGGAUAAACUCACCACUGAACACACACACUGCACAGCACUGAUAGAGGAGUUGCAGGUGAACUUAACUCAUGAACAGCAUCAGCUGGACUCGUGUUCGUCUCUCUGUGACGCUGCGAGGAGUCGAUACGCCGCCGCUGAGAGUCAGAGAAAAGCCUGUGAAAUACACACCAAAUACCUGCACACACAACUUCAGAAGUGUGAGCUCAGACCCUGAGGCUCAGCUGAUUUCCGUAUAGCAGAAGAAACCCAAUGAGACCCUCUGUGUCGCUCACUUCCCCUGUGCACUACUCGGUGACACCCUCUGUGUCGCUCACUUCCCCUGUGCACUACUCGGUGACACCCUCUGUGUCGCUCACUUCCCCUGUGCACUACUCGGUGACACCCUCUGUGUCGCUCACUUCCCCUGUGCACUACUCUGUGACACCCUCUGUGUCGCUCACUUCCCCUGUGCACUACUCGGUGACACCCUCUGUGUCGCUCACUUCCCCUGUGCACUACUCUGUGACACCCUCUGUUUCGCUCACUUCCCCUGUGCACUACUCGGUGACACCCUCUGUGUCGCUCACUUCCCCUGUGCACUACUCGGUGACACCCUCUGUGUCGCUCACUUCCCCUGUGCACUACUCUGUGACACCCUCUGUGUCGCUCACUUCCCCUGUGCACUACUCGGUGUUUUCUCUUCACUACAUUACUGUUGGACUGUUGAAACAUUAUUGUUUACACUGUACGGUGAUUGUGAACUUUUUGAUAUUAAAACACUGAGGUUUAAGACUUAAUAUUUUUAGUCUUGUUGUGAGAAAUGUAUUGAACACAAAUAUUGUGCACAGCUGUAAAGAUUUAUCCUUGAGGUGUAUAAACUUAAUAUCAUCCAAAAUGAUGUGAAUAUCAUCGACUCUUCACAAACACAUCUGUAUUAUUAGAGAAGUCACUAGAGCUCAUGUAUGUUUUAAUUUAUGUCUGUAACCUGAUGUAAACUUUCACAUGGAAAACUUACAGCUUCACAUUUAUUCCUGGUUCACUGAGAUAUUUUUUUAUAAAUAAAACACUUUUUGCACAAUG